Messenger RNA from Aspergillus candidus, 1324 nucleotides. RefSeq lists its product as uncharacterized. The record is from RefSeq and is a predicted model, not a curated record. Lineage: Eukaryota; Fungi; Ascomycota; Eurotiomycetes; Eurotiales; Aspergillaceae. The transcript has a single exon. The coding region runs from base 454 to 870 and encodes 138 amino acids.
GGCUAGUCCUGCUAGUCCCCCAGGCUAAUCCUAUCCGUGACAGCUUCGUCCGGCUUCUUUCUAGCCUUCUCUCUAGCCUCUUCUUUUUCAUCUCUUCUCUUCGUCGUCGUCUUUCGAUCCCGCCCCUCGUUGGCCCCUCUUCGUUCGCUUUUCGCUCUUUCCACGGUCUUAUAUUUACUGUCGUUCAUCCUCUCUAUCUUUUUGUCUCUCUCUCUUUCUCUCUCACACACAUCACCAUCGAAGACCAUCUAUCUCCUUACUAGUCCGCCACAAGAUUGAUCUAGUCAGAGAUCGAGAUCCCUCUAGUCACUCGUUUGAUAUUCCUUCGGCUCCACAUUCGCUUCUCGAGCCUUCACAUCUACUGCGACAAACUUCCACUACGCGACACUCCUAUUCUGUCGCAUCGCCAACCUACAAAACUCCCUCCAUCGCUAUUGGCGAGCUAUCCACGCCAUGAAACUCUCCAAUAUACUCCUCUGUCUGGCCCCCACGAUCGCCCUCGCAGCCGAUCAAAUCCCUCCGGCACCCACCCCCGCCAUCCCGCAUUCCACACCCUCGACCUCCCUCCUCAACAACCUAGACCCAUCCAACAGCGACGCGAAAGAACCGCUCGAACCGCAGCAAGUAUUACACCUCGCCAACGACAACGCGCCCCUAGCUCUGGUGGAAGAAGAUCCCGCGACAACCACCGUCCCGGAUCCGUGGCCCGCCCCAGCCAAGGGACACAUCGGCUUAGGGACGUUGACCCCGUCGCCGGGGGCUACCAAGUCUUUGCGCGCGCGGAGUGAAGGCACGCUGGGCCAGACCCCGUGGAUCGGGAUGGCGAUUGGCUUGACGUGUACUGCUCUGGCGGCGGUGAUGCUGGGGUGAUGAAAUCAUAUGUUGGAUUCGCCUUACCUUCUUCUCUUAUAUCCUCUUUCGCCUUCUUCGCCUUUCUUCUUUAUAUUCUUUUAUUUCGACCUUUCUUCUUUUUCUCUAUCAUUUAUUUCUCACCAGUAUCUUGCAACCGGGGUUGUGAUCUUGCUGCGAGCAGCUUCGAUACUGGAUUUGAAAGACGCGGACCCAUCGCGACUAAUACGUGUGGAUGCGAUGGCCGCGUUGGUAUAUUUUCUUCCUUUUCUUUCUUUUCUUCUUCUUUUACUGCACCAUACCCACAUGUAUAGACGGGUGCAGACGCAUGGACGUGUACAUGAUACCUUUUGCUUUUUGCUUCUUUACUGUUAUGGAUGAAUAGCUUGGUUAGCUGGUGAGAACAGCUGCUAUGAUGAUGGUGGCUCUUUUAGAUGCUAUAGAUAGAUAUAUACAAUACCAGCUAUAGCUUUAC